This is a messenger RNA of Indicator indicator, 1418 nucleotides long. It is a transcript of the gene KHDRBS1, whose product is annotated as KH RNA binding domain containing, signal transduction associated 1. Gene Ontology annotation, molecular function: poly(A) binding; mRNA binding. The record is from RefSeq and is a predicted model, not a curated record. Gene Ontology annotation, cellular component: nucleus. Lineage: Eukaryota; Metazoa; Chordata; Aves; Piciformes; Indicatoridae. Gene Ontology annotation, biological process: regulation of alternative mRNA splicing, via spliceosome. The transcript has 9 exons. Bases 1 to 1299 code for a protein of 432 amino acids.
AUGCAGCGCCGUGAUGAUCCCGCUGGCCGUAUGGGCCGCGGGCCGGGCCCCGGUGGUGCCCGCCAAGGGGGUUCUCAGCAGCGGCGACCGCCCCGUGGAGGGGGGGGCCGUGGGAACGCUAGCGGGGCGCAGCCGCCACCGCUUCUGCCGCCCGGCUCUACGGGAGGCGGCUCGUCCGGUCAGGCCUCCUCCGGCAACCCCGCUCCCCUGCUGACCGGGUCCGCUGCCAAGAUGGAGCCUGAGAACAAGUAUCUGCCCGAGCUGAUGGCCGAGAAGGACAGCCUCGACCCGUCCUUUACGCACGCCAUGCAGCUCCUCACAGCAGAGAUUGAAAAAAUUCAGAAGGGUGAAACAACCAAGAAGGAUGAGGAAGAGAACUACCUGGAUUUAUUUUCCCACAAGAAUAUGAAACUGAAAGAACGAGUUCUGAUCCCUGUCAAACAGUAUCCCAAGUUCAACUUUGUGGGAAAGAUUUUGGGACCUCAAGGCAACACCAUCAAGAGACUUCAGGAAGAAACUGGUGCUAAGAUAUCUGUGCUUGGGAAGGGUUCUAUGAGAGACAAAGCAAAGGAGGAGGAGCUGCGUAAAGGGGGGGAUCCAAAAUACGCUCACCUAAAUAUGGAUUUGCAUGUCUUCAUUGAAGUUUUUGGACCCCCUUGUGAAGCUUAUGCUCUGAUGGCUCAUGCCAUGGAAGAAGUCAAGAAGUUCCUUGUCCCAGAUAUGAUGGAUGAUAUCUGUCAGGAGCAGUUCUUGGAGCUCUCCUAUCUGAACGGUGUCCCAGAGCCAGCUCGUGGCCGAGGAGUCCCUGUGCGGGGAAGGGGAGCAGCUCCACCACCACCUCCACCUGUUCCAAGGGGACGUGGGGUUGGUCCUCCCCCUCCUCCACCUCCUCCUCGGGGGGCCCUGGUGCGAGGAGCCCCAGUGAGGGGUGCCAUUGGCAGGGGGGCUGCUGUAGCCCGUGGAGUGCCUCCCCCCCCAGCAGUACGAGGUGCUCCUGCACCCAGAGCACGUGCAGCUGGCAUCCAGAGGAUACCACUUCCUCCUCCUCCUGCUCCAGAAUCCUAUGAUGAAUAUGGCUAUGAUGAUGCCUAUGCAGACCAGAGCUAUGAGGGCUAUGAAGGUUACUACAGCCAGGGCCAAGGGGACACAGAAUACUAUGAUUAUGGACAUGGGGAGGCACAGGAUACCUAUGAAGCUUAUGGGCAAGAUGACUGGAAUGGAACCAGACCCUCCCUGAAGGCCCCACCAGCCAGGCCUGUGAAAGGGGCUUACAGAGAGCACCCAUACGGACGUUAUUAAACCAACAAAAAUAACAAACAUGAGGGAAAAAAUAUCAAUUAUGAGCAAAAAAACCCCCAGUUGUUACUGAUUCUUGUAUCUCCCAGGAUUCCUGUUGCUUUGCCCACACCAGACAAGUA